GGUUAGACGCCUCCAAACCCGGAAGACACGCGUGUAAGGGAUGGGGAAGAUCUCUAUUCAUUUUACUUGAUCAAACUUUACCGAAUUCACAAAACUUUGACUCCUAUCAGUCGCUUCGGGUCAUACAACAGCUUUGUUAAGGAUGGCAGCGUCUGCGAUCUUCAUCCUGGACCUUAAAGGCAAGGUGCUCAUAUGUCGAAACUACAUGGGUAGUGUGGACAUGAAUGAGAUUGACAACUUUAUGCCUAUAAUGAUGAAGAGAGAGGAAGAUGCAGAUUUGUCACCAGUGGUUAUUCACGGCUCUACCCACUUCCUCUGGAUAAAGCACAGCAACCUCUACUUGGUUGCCAUAACAAAGAAGAAUACCAAUGCUGCUCUUGUAUACUCCUUCCUGUACAAAUUAGUGGAGGUGUUCACUGAAUAUUUCAAGUCACUGGAAGAAGAGAGUAUUCGAGACAAUUUUGUGACGGUAUAUGAGCUAAUGGAUGAAGUCAUGGACUUUGGAUUCCCUCAGACCACUGACAGCAAGAUUUUACUAGAGUACAUCACCCAACAGGGGCAUAAGCUGGAGGUGGGAGCACCACGACCCCCAGCUACUGUAACCAAUGCUGUGUCUUGGAGGUCAGAGGGCAUCAAAUACAGGAAAAAUGAAGUCUUUAUGGAUGUCAUUGAGUCUGUCAACCUAUUGGUCAGUGCUACAGGCAGUGUUCUGCGUAGCGAGAUUCUGGGCUGCAUCAAACUCAAAGUCGUUUUGUCAGGCAUGCCUGAGUUAAGGCUCGGACUCAAUGACAAAGUUCUCUUCGAGAUCACAGGCCGAGAGAAGAGCAAGUCUGUGGAGCUGGAAGAUGUUAAAUUUCAUCAGUGCGUGCGUCUCUCUCGCUUUGAGAAUGACCGGACUAUCUCUUUCAUCCCUCCUGAUGGGGAAUCUGAACUAAUGUCUUACAGACUCAACACCACGGUGAAGCCUCUAAUAUGGAUUGAGAGCGUAAUAGAGAAGUUCUCUCACAGUCGAGUAGAGAUCAAGGUUAAGGCCCGCAGUCAGUUCAAGAGCCGCUCCACUGCCAACAAUGUGUCCAUCUUAGUUCCUGUUCCCAGUGACGCUGACUCCCCCAAAUUUAAGACCACCAUGGGCCAGGCUAAAUGGGUUCCUGAGAAGAGUGCUGUAGAAUGGAACAUUAAAUCCUUCCCUGGCGGGAAAGAGUUCGUGAUGCGAGCUCAUUUUGGACUCCCGAGUGUGGAAAGCGACGAACUCGAAGGCAAGCGACCAAUCACAGUGAAGUUUGAGAUUCCUUACUUCACAGUAUCAGGCAUUCAGGUGCGAUACUUGAAGAUUAUCGAGAAGAGCGGAUAUCAGGCAUUACCGUGGGUGCGUUAUAUUACUCAGAGUGGAGAUUAUCAACUGAGGACCAACUGAGAGAGGACAGCGUCUGUGUAUGUUGUGUGUUCUGUCUGUCCUUUUUCAUCUGUGAGACAGCUACUGCUUUUCACACAGCAGUCGGACUGCAUUUUCUUUUGUCUGAGAUCAGGUUUUACUAAUUAAACAAGGAAGUCAGACCACAAAGUUACUGAAAAACCCCUAAAAAAAUGAUUUUGGAUUGACAUCCAAAGGUCGUUUUACAGAAACACCCUAGAAUCUACUUAUAUGUCUUCUGUUUAAAGAAAUAUUUUCACCCACAUGUCGUUCCAAACCUGUACGCAUUUCUUUCUUUCAUUUAAUCACAAAGGAAUCCAUUCAUAUAAUGUUGUUUAAUGUUUUGGACCCCAUUUACUUUCAUUGUGUGGACAACAUGGUUGAAAACAAUCAAAAUAUCAUAUUUUAUACUCUACGGAAGAAAAGCUGUCAUUUGUUAAUAUUAGGUAAGUGUUAACUGACAUAAACGAGUAAUGAACAAUAUAUUUAUUACGCUGUUUAUUAAUCUUUGUUAAUGUUAGUUAAUAAAAAUACAGUCGUUCAUUGUUUGUUUAUGUUCACAGUGCAUUAAUGUUAACUUGUGAUUUUAAUAUGAAUUAUUAAAUGCUAAAAUUAACUAAGAUUAAUAAUUGUUUUUUCUUAUUUCAUGUUAACUAAUGAGUCUUAUUGUAAAGUGUUACUUAAAAAUGCUUUGCUUAAAAAUAAAGCAAAGUAUUAACUGAAAUAAAAUAAAAUAUGUAUUUUUUUAUUUUAGCUAGUUGCUAGAAGUUUAAGUUAGAGUAUUAAAAUAACUAAAUCUAAAUAUUAACUAAAAAUGAAUAAAACUACUGUAUAUAGAUAUAAAAAAAUGACCAAAACAUACAACAAAUUUACUAAAACGAACUAAAAAUCGAAUGAAAACAAAUAUAAUCAAUUCAAAAUGAACAAAAACUAUAAAAUAAACUACCGGUCAAAAGUUUUUGAACAGUAAGAUUUUAAUGAUUUUUUAGAAAAAGUCUCUUCUGCUCACCAAGCCUGAAUUUAUCUGAUACAAAGUACAGCAUAAACACUAAAAUUUUGAAAGAUUUUUACUAUUUAUAAAUAACUGUUUUCUAUUUGAAUAUAUUCUAAAAUAUAAUUUAUUCCUGUGAUUUCAAAGCUGCAUUUUUAGCAUCAUUACUCCAGUCACAUGAUCCUUCAGAAAUUAUUGUAAUAUUCUGAUUUGAUGCUCGAAAAACGUUUAUUAUUAUUAUGCUGAAAACUGCUGAGUAGAUGCUGAGCAUUUAUCUGAAACAGAAAAUAUUUGUAACAUUAUAAAUGUCUUUAUCAGUGUCUUUUGAUCAAUUUAUAACAUCCUUGCCAAAAAAAAAAAAAAAAAAAGGAUUAAUUUCUAAAAUUUCUUAAAAAAAAUACUGAUUCCAAGCGUUUGAAUGAUAUAGUGUAUAAAGUGACAAAGCUUUUUUAUUUCAGAUAAAUGCUGAUCUUUGGAUCUUUCAAUUCAUAAAAGAAUACUGAAAAAAUGCACUCAACGGUAUUAAAUAUUGAUAAUAAUAAUACUUUCUUUUUUAGCUUUGAUCACAGGAAUAAUUUACAUUUUAAAAUAUAUUAAAAUAGAAAACAGUUAUUUUAAACAGUAAAAAUAUUUCACAAUAUUACAGCUUUUGCUGUAUUUUAGAUCAAAUAAAUGCAGCCUUGGUGAGCAGAAGAGACUUUUUUUUUAAUACAUUAACAUUAAAAAUCUUUUGACUGGUAGUGUUUAUCAAUCACAACAUUUAUAUACAUUCUCAAAAUGAGCAAAAUGAACAAUAUUGUGAUUAAACUACCUUAUUUAAACACAGUACUUUGAUUAAAUUGAUGCGAUUAAGCUCAUAAUUAUAGCAACCAUAAUUAUAGCAAAAUAUGUCUUGCAAUAAAAUGCAAUGCAAGGCAUGUAAACAUUUCUAAUUAUUGAAAAUAAUCACAUUGGUGCACCUGUAAAUGUAGUUAAAGAUACUAAAAUAACACUGCGCAGGUUUGGAGCAACACGGGGGGAUUUUUUUCUUUUUUUGACAGAAUUUUCAUUUUUAUUUAAAUUAUCCCUUUAACUUGUCAGAUUCUCACUUAAGCUGCUUAUUUUCAUUUCUGCUGUAGGUGGCGGGACUAUCUCUCCGUGUGAUAUGAUCUUAUGUCUGUAGAGCUGUAAACAUAACCACAGGCCCAAUGAAAUGAAUACCUUGUGCUCAAAAUCAAUGAUUAAUAAGGCAGCGUACUGUUAGGACACCACUGUAACACUAUAUUUUCACCAGAGUGGCCCAUGUCUUUGUCUUUAGCUUGGUUUGUUUCUGCUCGUUUGAAAUACCACAAAUGCCUACACACUUUUAUAGGUGAAAAUGCUUAAUGACAUUACCAUGAACCAGCUCAGCUGCAUGUUGAUGCUGUAUUAAUUAUGAUUGCGUCUGUUUCUUUAAACCACAUCAGUCAACACAUUCAAUCACUCAUCAUUUUUGUAUGUCAUUGUAAGUGUUCACACUGGGAAAAUCCUCUCAGAUUUUCUUUCAUUCA
Labeo rohita (rohu) is the source of this 3931-nucleotide messenger RNA. RefSeq names its product adaptor related protein complex 1 subunit mu 3 (gene ap1m3). The coding region runs from base 143 to 1414 and encodes 423 amino acids. Gene Ontology annotation, cellular component: clathrin-coated vesicle; clathrin adaptor complex. Gene Ontology annotation, biological process: intracellular protein transport; vesicle-mediated transport. The transcript is spliced from 12 exons. The record is from RefSeq and is a predicted model, not a curated record. NCBI's taxonomy places the organism in Eukaryota, Metazoa, Chordata, Actinopteri, Cypriniformes, Cyprinidae. Gene Ontology annotation, molecular function: clathrin-cargo adaptor activity.